AUGCACACAAAAUUUUUGGACUUCUGGAUUAGCCUCCAUAUGAUUCGAAAUCAGGUUUUGCAGUGGAAUGAAAUUUGGAUAGCUUGGUUUGAUUUUCGGUGGAGGUUGGAAAUUGAUACUACUGAAUCACAUGGUUUAGCUAACUAUCGUUGGGCGUUAAUUCUCAGCCGCGUCUUAUUUGGUUUAGGAAUUGGAUCUACUCAUCAGUCUUUGUCCAUGUAUAUAAAUGAGGUUGCUCCAUAUCAAUAUAGAAGAGUUCUUAAUAUGAUGUUCCAAUUGGUAACUACUAUUGGCAUCUUUGUUGCAAAUCUCAUCAACUACAUUGCUGCGAAGAAGGAGGAUGGAGAAGGGUGGCGUUAUAGCUUACNUUUUGAAAUUUUUCCUCUUGGUAUUUAUUNUUUAGNNAUANUUUAUCUUCCAGAAUCACCAAAUUUUUUNAUUGAACGUGGUCUUCAUGAGAAGGCUAAGAGGGAACUUAUUGAGAUUCAAAACACUACAGAUGUUGAGGAGGAGUUUAACGAUCUUGUGAUAGUAAAUGAAUGCUCCAGAGCAAUGAAAGACCCUUGGAUCUCUUUAUUAAAGAGACAGUACAGACCCCAACUUACAUUUGCCAUAGUCAUUCCCUUGUUUCAGCAACUCACUGGCAUAAAUGUGAUUAUUUUUUAUGCUCCUAUUUUGUUCAAGACCAUUGGUUUUGGAGCUCAUGCUUCUCUCAUGUAUGCCAUGAUCAUUGGAGGUUGCAACGUAAUUGCCACUCUUGUCUCCAUAUUCACUGUUAACAAGUUCGAUAGACGAACUCUUUUCUUAGAAGGAGGAAUACAAAUGUUUAUUUGCCAGAUCCUNAUAACCGUAGCAAUUGCAUGUAAAUUUGGACUUGAUGGAAAUGUAGAAAUGUUGCCAAAGUGGUAUGCUAUUGUGGUUGUGUGUGGCAUAUGUGUAUACGUGGCAGGAUUUGCAUGGUCUUGGAGUCCUCUAGGAUGGUUGGAUCCAAGUGAGAUUUUUCCAUUUGAAGUGCGUCCGACUGCACAAAGCAUCAAUGUCUUUGUGAACAUGAUAUUCACCUUUGUCANUGCGCAAAUUUUCACUACCAUGCUUUGUCACAUGAAGUUUGGAUUGUUCAUUUUCUUUGCAUGUUUGCGCAUUGUGAUGAACACAUUCAUUUACAAACUUCUGCCAGAGACCAAGGNCAUUUCCAUUGAAGAAAUGCAUGUUAUAUGGCAGAGUCAUCCUUAUUGGAAGAANUUUGUUAAACCAAUUGAUGUCACUAUUAGUNAUGAGUGUUAA
This is a messenger RNA of Vigna radiata var. radiata (mung bean), 1284 nucleotides long. Its product is annotated as sugar transport protein 1-like. NCBI's taxonomy places the organism in Eukaryota, Viridiplantae, Streptophyta, Magnoliopsida, Fabales, Fabaceae. The record is from RefSeq and is a predicted model, not a curated record. The transcript has 4 exons. The coding region runs from base 1 to 1284 and encodes 427 amino acids. Gene Ontology annotation, biological process: monosaccharide transmembrane transport. Gene Ontology annotation, cellular component: membrane. Gene Ontology annotation, molecular function: monosaccharide transmembrane transporter activity.